AUGGCCGUGUACUGCUAUGCGCUCAAUAGCUUGGUGAUGAUGAAUAGCAACAGCGAGGUGACAAGCGGAGGGAGCAAGACGCCGCCUCCUCCCGGACAAGUGCUGCCCAGGGGCCCGGAGACACCCGGCAGCUGCCGCCCGCUCCCUGCCUUCAGCCCGGCCCCUGUGCCACCCCGCUCCCCGCGCCGUGGCCCCGCUUUCCUCUUCCCGCCGCUCGAGGAGCCCCCGCGGCAGCCAGGCAGCCCCAGGGGUCGGCGGGGCAGCCGGGGCGAAGAGGGGCAGCCAGGACCCCCCACAGCGUGGCAACUUCAGCGGGAGCUGCACAACGUCCAGGUGAACCAGAAAGUGGGGCUCUUCGAGGCACACAUCCAGGCGCACAGCUCUGCCGCCCAGCCGCCGCGGAGCCCCCGGCCAUCCCGGUCCCGGCCCGCCAGCCCUGUGGCGCCGGUGGUGGGACUUGGAAGCGGACCCCGGCCGCGAGCCUACGGGGAGAGUGAGGCCCCCGAUGUUGCUGGGGUGCAGGUCUGGCCGAGCACUGCAGAGCCCCUGGGGAGGUCGGUGGUGAUGGUGGUCCCAGCUGUGGGGCUGGUGGAGGGCAGCAGCCCCCCCCCGGAGCCGUCAGGGCCUGCACCACGGCAAGGCGAGGUGGUGGUGGCCCCCACAGGACUUGAGGGCCAGUGCCCAGCCAUCGGCGGGAGCAUUCCCGCCGUCAUCGUCACGGACCUGGGGGGCCCGGAGGAGGAGGCGGGCGCCGUGCCCCCCGGCAGCCUGCCCGUCCGGAAGCUGUCAUCGUCCUCAGCCUCUUCCACUGGCUUCUCCUCAUCCUGGGAGGAGUCCGAGGAGGACAUCUCCAGCGACCCUGAGCGCACCCUGGACCAGACACCGGCCUUCCUGCAGACCCUGGACCAGCAGAAGCCCCGAGUGAGCAAAUCAUGGCGGAAGAUCAAGAAUAUGGUGCACUGGUCCCCAUUUGUGAUGUCUUUCAAGAAGAAGUACCCUUGGAUCCAGCUAGCGGGACAUGCAGGUAGUUUCAAGGCGGCAGCCAACGGCAGGAUACUGAAGAAGCACUGUGAAUCGGAGCAACGCUGCCUGGACCGCCUGAUGAACGAUGUCCUGAAGCCCUACGUUCCUGCCUACCACGGCGACGUCGUGAAAGACGGGGAGCGAUACAACCAGAUGGAAGAUCUGCUGGCUGAAUUUGACUCCCCCUGCGUUAUGGACUGCAAAAUGGGGGUCAGGACAUACUUGGAGGAGGAGCUGAUAAAGGCCAGGAAGAAGCCGAGCCUGAGGAAGGACAUGUACCAGAAGAUGAUCGAGGUGGACCCUGAUGCUCCCACUGAGGAAGAGAACGUGCUGCGGGCAGUAACCAAGCCCCGCUACAUGCAGUGGAGGGAGACCAUCAGCUCAACCGCCACGCUGGGCUUCAGGAUUGAGGGGAUAAAGAAAGAGGAUGGCACUGUGAACCGGGACUUCAAGAAGACACGGACAAAGGAACAAGUCACGGAGGCCUUCAGGGAGUUCACCAGAGGAAACCGCAACGUUUUGAACAGUUACCUUAACCGGUUGAAGGGUAUCCGCGCUACCCUGGAGACGUCCCCGUUCUUCAAGUGCCAUGAGGUAAUCGGGAGUUCCCUCCUCUUCAUUCAUGACAAGAAGGAACAGGCCAAAGUCUGGAUGAUUGACUUUGGGAAAACCACCCCACUGCCGGAGGGACAAGUUCUCCAGCACAACGUGCCCUGGGUGGAAGGGAACAGAGAGGACGGCUACCUCUGGGGGCUGGACAACCUCAUUCAGAUCCUGACAGAGUUGUCCCAGAGCGAAGACUUGCAUUAAAGCCGCGCGUCUGACUCUGCCACUACCCCCAACCUGCCCCCGACUGACUCUUCUGAACUGCACUACAAGACACUUUCCAGCCCUCGCCCUUCCCAUUUGAAAGCUAUACUCUCCCUAUU
Molecule: messenger RNA, 1952 nt
Organism: Haliaeetus leucocephalus (bald eagle)
Lineage: Eukaryota; Metazoa; Chordata; Aves; Accipitriformes; Accipitridae
Gene: ITPKB
Product: inositol-trisphosphate 3-kinase B
Exons: 7
Coding region: 1-1833 (610 amino acids)
Biological process (GO): inositol phosphate biosynthetic process
Cellular component (GO): cytoplasm; nucleus
Molecular function (GO): inositol tetrakisphosphate kinase activity; inositol-1,4,5-trisphosphate 3-kinase activity
Source: RefSeq, a predicted model, not a curated record